Exaiptasia diaphana is the source of this 2737-nucleotide messenger RNA. Its product is annotated as nucleobindin-2. Bases 126 to 1268 code for a protein of 380 amino acids. The record is from RefSeq and is a predicted model, not a curated record. The transcript has 7 exons. Gene Ontology annotation, molecular function: calcium ion binding. Lineage: Eukaryota; Metazoa; Cnidaria; Anthozoa; Actiniaria; Aiptasiidae. Gene Ontology annotation, cellular component: extracellular exosome; endoplasmic reticulum-Golgi intermediate compartment.
GUGGUGCCACGUCUCAUAAGAACGACUGAUCAUUUCAUCAGUUUUCAUCUUAAAUUGCUUCUUAUACGAGCUUGUUCUUGAUCAAAAAGGAAAGUUUGUCCUGUGAACAUUAAUAAUUGCCAAGAAUGGCUGCAAAAUCUUUUAUAUUAGGUCUUACAUUAUUUCUUGUGCUUCUGACUUGUUGUUAUGCUCCACCGGUACAACCAAAGAAAGAAAAAGCAGAGAAAGACGAAAAUGAACCAGAAUACGCCAGAUACCUUAGACAAGUCGUAGAAAUACUAGAAAAAGAUGACGAUUAUGUUAAAAAGCUUAUGAAUGCUUCAGAUGAAGAUUUGAGGUCGGGUAAAGUCGCCGACGAUUUAGACUUUGUAAAGCAUGAUGUUCGGACCAAGCUGGAUGAAUUGAAAAGGCAAGAAAUCGAGAGGCAAAGACAAAUUCGUCGGCAAAUGAACGAUCACCAAGCUGGUCUAACUGAACGUGAACACUGGAAUCCUGUAUUUGAUGAUGAUAAUCCUGACUUCUUUGGACCAGAUGAUUUUAAAAAGCUUCUUGCCAAGCACCACAAUGAAAUGGACAAAAGAGAUAAAGAAAGAAAAGAGGAUUAYAAAAAAUAUGAAAUGGAAAAAGAACAUAAGAGAAGAGAGAAAUUAAAGGAGAUGGAUGAGGCACACAGGAAGGAAGCUGAGGAGAAAUUCAAAAAAGAGCAAGAAAGACACAUKGAAGAAGCCAAGAAACUCCACCAUCCAGGAAGCAAAGCUCAGCUUGAGCAAGUUUGGGAAGAAAGUGAUGGUUUAGACAAAAACGAAUUUGAACCUAAAACAUUUUUCAAAUUGCAUGAUAUCAAUGGAGAUGGCUACCUAGACACUGGUGAGCUUGAAGCCCUUUUUGUUAAAGAGGUUGGUAGACUCCAUGAUCCAAAAUCUGAAGAUUUCGAUAAAAGAGAAAGGGAUGAAGAGUUAGCAAGAAUGCGCGAGCAUGUCAUGAAUGAGAUUGACAAAGACAAAGAUGGCUUCGUAUCUAAAGAUGAAUUCCUUGCAGCAAGCAAAAGUGAUGACUUUGAGAAAGAUGAAGGAUGGAAAAGCGUUGAGCAACCAGACCAGCGACCCUACACUGAUGACGAACUGGCAGAAUUUGAAAAGAGCUUACAAGAAGAGGAGAAAAACAGAGAAGAACACAAAGACUCACAAACACAGGAACACCAUGACCAGCCACAAGAACAACAUGACCAAGCUCAAAAGGACCACGACAAGCAAGAAGAGAAACAUUAAAUGAACAUUUUAAUUUACUCCAUUCACUCCUGAAGGUGUGCUCCUGAAACGAUCCUUUACCCACAUCUAAAGUUCAAACACUAAAAGUGUGCAAUAUAAUUUUUAUUGGUCGAGAGUCGACCACGUGACACGAUAGUGGCCUUCACGGAGGGGUAGUAUUAGUACAUAGAGUCUAAUUUUUCUUGUUGAAUAUUAAAAACAAUAGAGCAGUUGAAAUGUCGGGCGUUAUUAAUCAAUAGUUGAGUCGGGGGCAUUWUGCUGUGACAGUUGUCCGAGAUUGUUGUCUGGAUUUUCCGAAAAGCAAAUAGUCUCCCGAGAAUGCAGGGGCACCCAAUUUCCAAGGGCAACUAUCACAGCAAAAUGCCCGAAAUUUUAACUGCUCUAUUGCUUUUAGUAUUCAAGCACAAAAUUUCUGAAGCGAUGGGCUCUAUGCACUGAUAGUACCCAUCCGCUGCCGGCACUAUCGCGUCUUKUGAACAACUUUUGGCCAAUGAGACCAGAGGAAAAAUGUUGUUGAUUUGUAAACUGUGAUAGUUACCUUUGGAAACUGGAUUUCCCUCAAAACUUUAUAGUCGCCCGAGARCAUAGUUCGCCUCGUGCAGCUAUCACAGCGUAAUGGCCUCGAUUGCACACUUUAGCAAUGUUUAGAUGAUAGAUCGUUAAACCCAGUGAAAUGUUAAUGUUAUUUUCUUUUUGUUAAUUGGACUAUUAUUAUACCGGACUGUGACAUUUUGUUUGGAAGUCAAUACAAUGAAUUUCUUACACUCAGAAAAAUMAGAGUUUUAGCAAAAUUGAACUUUACUGCCUUUACUGUACUGGAUAAUAAAACCGAGGCCAUUUUGAUUUAUCUGUAUCCUUGACCAAUCACAUUGCAGUCUUUAGGUCAAGUUUCUUGGAGUCAUACAGUGAUAUUACAAAUGGUAACGUAAACAUUGGAUUCGAUAACGGUUUUAACUGUUUUAGUUCUGUUUGGAUUCACCGUGAUCUGAUUGGUCAGGUUUACUUAAGUGGCCCCGGUCUCAUUAGUUUCCGACGUUGACAAGUGUCGGUCAAAUUUUAUUUGUAAUUAACUCUUCUCCAGUUAUGUCAACCGUAAAGAAGUUGAWGAAGUGCUGUAAAUUUUCCACAUUGAUUUACCAGUAUAUCCUACCUGUUCGUAUUAUUCUGCGAGUGUCCGUUGUUCCAUUAUUUCCCAGUCAUCUUUUCAUACAAAAACUACUGAUUGACGUCAAUAUUGAUAACCACAACUAUAUGAUUAUUUGUGGGAUAUUUUAGCAGGACGUGAURUAACGUUCCUUGAAAACGCAACGUGCUAGGGCUUCUUAGUCCAAUGUAAACUACCCCUAAACUUCUAUAUUAGCUACAUUACUUGUAAAUAGUAGAUACAUUAAGUUAGGUCGUGAGCAUGCAUGUCUUUCUGAAUUUACAAUUCAUUUAUACAGCAAUAAAAAAAUGUUAUUUUUACUUUA